AUGUCUACUGCUGCGUACCCCCCCGGUGGCACUAUUGUCCAGUCCCUCAAGCGAUCUUUCGCCGACGUCCCUGUCGAUGAGGCCAACGGCGAGGCUGUCUCUACCACCGAGUUCCUUGAGGCUUCCGAGUCCCUGACCACCAUCUUCGACGCCAUUGGUGGUGUUGCUUUCGGUCCCGUCAAGAAGGAUAUCCUUGGCAACGUCGAGAAGCUCCGUGCCCGCCAGGCUGCCGCUCCUGCUGAGUCCGGCACUGUCCAGGACCUCGUCCGCAAUGAGCUCAAGACCGGCAAGCACACUGCCACCGAGGGUUGCCUCUGGCUCGUCCGAGGCCUUGACUUCACCUGCCAGGGUCUUGAGAACAACGUCGCCAAGCAGGAGGAGGAGCUUGCUGACUCUUUCCGCGCUGCCUACGGCAACACCCUGAAGCCCCACCACGGCUUCAUGGUCAAGCCCAUCUUCAGCGCCGCUAUGUCCGCUGUUCCCUACCGAAAGGACUUCUACGCCAAGCUCGGCGAGAACCCUGACCAGGUUCAGGAAGAGCUCAAGGCCUACCUUGCUUCUUUCACGAAGGUCGUCAGCAUCCUUCGCAAGUUUAUUAAUGGCCCUGAGGCUAAGUGGUAA
Molecule: messenger RNA, 621 nt
Organism: Fusarium coffeatum
Lineage: Eukaryota; Fungi; Ascomycota; Sordariomycetes; Hypocreales; Nectriaceae
Exons: 4
Coding region: 1-621 (206 amino acids)
Biological process (GO): intermembrane lipid transfer; ceramide transport
Cellular component (GO): cytoplasm; cytosol; membrane
Molecular function (GO): ceramide 1-phosphate transfer activity; ceramide 1-phosphate binding
Source: RefSeq, a predicted model, not a curated record